Messenger RNA from Toxoplasma gondii ME49, 2376 nucleotides. RefSeq names its product N-methyl-D-aspartate receptor-associated protein. NCBI's taxonomy places the organism in Eukaryota, Apicomplexa, Conoidasida, Eucoccidiorida, Sarcocystidae. Bases 873 to 1901 code for a protein of 342 amino acids. The transcript has 6 exons. Gene Ontology annotation, cellular component: membrane. The record is from RefSeq and is a predicted model, not a curated record.
GACAGCUUUUUGCGUGCGGCUUCUGUGCGUCUCUCCCUUCCACGGGUUUUCUCUGCUAAGCAAUUCUUCGUAGGAUUUACGUUUUGUAGUGCUGGACACGAUUCUACAUCUGAAACACUGUAAAGGAUCCAACAGGAAAAGGAAGUCGUCGUCAUCAGUUUCUCAGGCCUGUCGAUUGCAUGUCUGUAUCGGUGUGCUCUCCGGUGCUACGCUUUUCUUCCCGCACCACGACAAUUUCUCUGCGGGCUCCGCGUGCAAGAAUGAGGGUUCAGUCACUUUCCUCUUUCCGGAAGGAUAUUGACUGAGAUGCGACGGGGGAUGUUUGCGGCGGAAAACACGGCGUUUAGCUAUAUGGCAUAGGAAGAUAGGCGGCUUUUCGGCACAGCGACUGAACUUGUUUCCGUUACCGCUGUCUACUGCGAACACUUCUUCAAAGACCAGUGCACUUUUUUCGGUUUUUCCUAUAGGCGUCUCAUGCCUACAACGCCUACGACUAUUCGUCAGCUUCAAAAGCCACCAUAGAGUCUCGGAGCUCUUAAUCGUUCCUCUCCAGUUUCCUCCGUUGACGUGGCGCCGCCGCCUCGCUCCUAUACAGGAAGCGCGCUCGCUGUUUACUGAUGUUGCGCCAACACUUGAAAGUAUUCAUCGUGAACUGGUGAGAUCAUAAAAGGACUUUCAGACGCUGCUUUCUCCGCAUUUUUCUACCGGACAGGGGAAACUGCUACAUGCAAACGGACACACGUGUUCCCUUAGUGUCGUCUGAAGCAAUAGUGUUCAGUUUGGGUUCUGGGUACCCUCGAGGCACCUUCCCCACCACUUCGCCGCUCCCGUGUUGAACUUUCUUCUGCCUCUUCUCGUCUACCCGUUUUCCAAUGGCGACGAAAGGACAACCCCAGCCUCAAGCCUCGGGGCAGGGUUAUCCGGCGUAUCCCCAAGGCUACUACCAGCAACCCCCACCUGGAGGCUAUCAGACAGGAGGUUACGCUUACCCGCAACCGUACCAACCCGCCUAUAGGUAUUAUGGACAACCUCCUGUCCAAGGCCAGGCUGCUACUCCUUACGGAGCUGGAGAAGGAGCGUACCCGGCGCCGCCGCCUGCGGCUUACGCUUACCAACAGCAAGAAGCUCCUGCGACUUACGGAAAGACGUCUUCACUCCAGAGCACUCUGCCUCCAGGUGCCGCUCCAGGAGCUAUCGACAUUGAAACGGGUUCUCAAAUGUCGGACAUGAUUACUCCCGAUGUGGAUAGGGCAAUUCGGCAUGCCUUCGUCAGGAAGGUGUACGUUAUCCUUUCUAUUCAAGUUCUGUUCACUUUUGGAGUUGCUGCGGCCUUCACGCUCGUCGACCCGAUGCGAACAUGGCUACGGUUGAACUCCUGGUGCCCCGUUGCUUUUUCAUUUGCCGGGCUCAUCCUGAUGAUCUUCGUGACCUGCUUCCCUGACCUCGGGCGACGGGUGCCACUAAACUUCAUCUUGCUGUCCCUCAUCACAGGAUGCUUCUCCAUGAUGAUUGCCUUCGGAGGCGCGGCAACAGAAAGUGACGCCUUUUUCCUUGCAGUGGGCAUAACGUUUGUCGUCGUGCUUGCCCUGACAGUAUUCGCGUGUCAAACUAAAAUCGACUUCACAGGCUGCGGCCCCUAUAUAUUGGUCGCGAUGAUUUGCUUGAUGAUGUUUGGUAUCUUCUGUAUUUUCUGGUACAAUCGCGUCGCAAACCUCAUUUACGCGUCGCUUGCAUCGCUCCUCUUCAGCUUCCUUCUCGUUUACGACACACAGCAAGUCGUUGGCGGAAAGCAUCGCAAGUUUCAGUACUCUAUUGACGAUUACAUCUUCGCGGCUCUCUCGCUGUACAUGGACAUCAUCGGGCUCUUCAUGAACAUUCUUAGCCUGCUGUCGAACUCGUAAUCAGUUGUUUCCAGAUCCGCUUGCGACGCUGUCUGUGUAAACUUUGGAAAAGGGAAGCACGGACUAUGAACAAUCAUGGGGACGCACGUCGCUGGGUUGACGCUGUUUUUUCUCUGGCAGAAGGAAUUCCUGGGAGUGCGACGGCUGAGGAAGGGGCGGUCGUCUUCCCCCUUUGACGUACCGGGACACAGCGUGGGGCAAACUAUGUGUGUGUGCAUGCGCGGGGUUUCAUCACAUACUGCCGUUCCAUUAUUUUCGUUGAAUAAACACUGUCGGAAGUAGGUAAACUCGAAGUGAAAUGCACAUACGCAAGCUUUUAAGCAGGAGCAGCGCUAGGGAGAUACGCAAAGAGCAGACAACCGGCACAUGAUGGCGGCACGACGGAUUGUGGACCGCUAACAGUCUUUGAGGAUCCAUGCGGUGUUAUGUUUCCUGGUACUUAGUACAGGGGGACGCAAAGCUGCGCGCAUCCCGC